Molecule: messenger RNA, 2141 nt
Organism: Motacilla alba alba
Lineage: Eukaryota; Metazoa; Chordata; Aves; Passeriformes; Motacillidae
Gene: TMEM45A
Product: transmembrane protein 45A
Exons: 8
Coding region: 843-1670 (275 amino acids)
Source: RefSeq, a predicted model, not a curated record
AGCGGGGCAGGAGAAGGGGCGGGCAGCGUCGGAUCCCGCGGAAGCCUCGCUUUCCCCGAGCCCCUUUCCUUUGCUUCUGCUCUGGGUCCUUCCCGGCCAGGCGGAGAGGAGAACGCCCGCCCCCCGCGGGGCCGCCAGGGGAACAUCUGGGCGGCCGCGGCGCAAACAUCUGGAGCGGCCGCGGCGCAUCCCCGGGGGCCGCAGCUGGAGGGUCCUGCCCCCGGCGCUGCCCGGGCCGGCAGCGAGACCCCCGGAGGAAGGGGAAGGAAGGCGGAGAAGGGGCUGCGAGGGAGGGCGCGGCACAGGGAAAAGGGGUAAAAGGGAAGCUAACCUAGCUCUUCCAGAAGCAAUUGAGAAGCCUUCUGAGUAUCCAGGUGGCAUGUAGGAUUUCUUCACAGCACUUGCAAGUCUUGCCUUGGACCCCACAAAAGUGGAGAUCAGAAAUCAAACUGGUAAAUGUUACAAAACAUCUCUCCCCGAACCAUCGGAGGAUAUUUAAAUCAACCGUCUGAGUCUAUUUCUUGCCUGCCUUUCAUGCUUCUGAUGGUGUAAGAUAAUUUUCAGGUUAAAAAGGCAGCUCUUAAUAGCCACAAAAACGCACACCUUUUCCUGGGUGCUCACUUGGAAGCCUCCUUUUUCAGUGGAAUCCCAUGUUAUCUUCUGACCCCAAGGAGUAAGAUGCAGCCUGAACAGAGGAAUGAACAACCCAGGUGGCUUCAACCUACCAGACAUCUGCUGGGAACUUCCCUAGUACGGCAGAGAAGAUGCAGUCCAGGAGGUUCUUAGAGUGUGUGGAGGACAACUUUUUGUCACAGCUGCUGGGUAUUGCCUAGCAGAAAACCAUGGGCAAUUUCAAAGGGCAUGCCCUCCCUGGAAGCUUUUUCCUUCUUUUUGGCUUGUGGUGGUCAGUGAAGUAUCCACUGAAGUACGCCUGUCGAAAAAACAAGAACGCUUGCUACCUUGGCUCCAGGGCAGGAUUCCAGCGCCUGGAGUUUGUUGAGGGCAUCAUCAAAGCUGUCUUUGCCCUCAUUGGGAUGGUGGCUGAGCAGUUUGUUCCUGAUGGACCUCAUCUGAAGCUGUACAACUACGAGAAGAAGCACUGGGAUCACUUGAUGAACUGGCAGCAUGCCACCAUGUACCUCUUCUAUGGCAUUUCAGGGCUGGUGGACAUCGUGGCUCACGGGACCAACGCGCUGCCAGCGGCCAUGGACAGGAUGAUGCUUUCCGUAGCAGUCUUCAUUGAAGGUUUUCUCUUCUGCUACCAUCUUCAUGGGAGAGCCAUGCUGGAUGUUCAUGUUCAUCAGUUACUGCUAUUCGCUAUCUUUGGAGCUGCUGCAUGCAUAUUUUUGGAAGUUUUUUUCCGUGGCAGUAUUGUGCUAGAGAUGCUCCGUACAAGCCUCUGCAUAUUACAAGGCAGCUGGUUCUGGCAGAUUGGCUUUGUGCUUUAUCCUCCAAAUGGAAGCCCAGAGUGGAAUCAGACAGAUCACACUAACAUGAUGUUCCUGACCAUGUGCUAUUGCUGGCAUUAUGCUUUUGCUUUUCUUAUACUUGCAGUGAAUUACACAAUUGUCAGCUGGGCGGUCCGUUCAAAGGUUAAGCAGUCCCAGUCCAUGGAAAUGGGUUUACUGAAAACAUCUGAACGAGAUCACGAGUCAGAAGAAGAAAUUUAGCAUGAGUACGUCUUGACCAGUUUGCCCACUCCAACCAUUAGGCUAAUUGAUACCUCAUUUCUACAUUUUUUUGCCAUCUUAUUCAUUCUUUACUAUGACCUGCUUUGCAAAUAUCAAUCCCCUAUGAUGUCUACAUCUACACAGUUGUUUUUGUUUUUUGGUUUUUUUGGUUUGUUUUUUUUUUUGUGAAGGGUAAGCUUGAUAUUGAUUCAUGGUGGUUGCACUAGUACAUUGUUUAUCACAUGCUUCACAGAAAAUCAGACUUGUAAUAGACAGACUCGACGUGGAUGACGUGGCACAAUGAAGUCUGUAUGUUUGCCUUAUUAAAAGCUAAGCAAAAUGUUUUUCAGCCGCUGCUGGACAUGAAGUUUCCAUAAUCAGGGUGUCUAAAUAUGUGUGUUGGUUGCCCUGCAAGUACCUGUGGAUGAAUAACUGUGCAGACCUGGAUAACAGUAAAACAAGAUAAAGAAA